CAAGUGCAGACAUAUAUCGGUGCAAACUUUGCAAACUUUGUCUGGGGACGCCAUUUUUGGGUCAUUUUAGCGGAGCGAAAUGAGUUCCAGAACCUCUGCACAAGUUAUCAGUGUACGAGUACCACUUACGAGUGAUUAGUAAAUAGUCCGCUAAAUAUUAAGUGUGUCAAUCAAAGGGGCUUUGGAUUAAGCCGUUAAAUCGUUUAGACAAGAACACAGCCUACUCCUUUGAUAAAAAUGGAUUGGGACGAUAUUUUGGAACACGUGGGCGAGACUGGUCCAUGGAACAUUGUAAUGUUUGCUCUUCUGUGGUUGCCUCCCAUUUUGGCAGGUGUGUGCGUGCUACAAUUCUCCUUCACAGGUCUGGAACCCGCAGAUGGUUUUCGUUGUGCAAUCAAACCCUGUGAUAUGGAGGACGCCUCUUUCUAUGACUUUGACGACUCGAUUUUUGCUCGUGACAAUGAUACGAAUGGCAAUGAGAUCAUCGACUUUUGUAAAAUGUUCCCGGUGGAUGCUAACUCUGCAAUCGCUGGAAACUGCAGUUUAGACAAUUUUAUCUUUGACAGUGAGACCUUUGUGACUUGCGAUUCCAGUCAAACCGUGCUUUGGAGUGACUUUGAGUUCUUUUCUAAUGUUGUCACCGAGGAGAAACUGAUUUGCGGUGAUCAAUUCAAGGUGGCCUUGGUGGGAAGCAUCUACAUGUGUGGCCUUUUGGCCAGUUCCUUCGUUUCGGGGACCUUGGGUGAUCUCAUUGGGCGGAGACAUACGACGGCCAUCAUGAUCAUUGUGUGUAUAAUCGGGGGGCUUUCAGGCGCCUUCUGUUAUGAUUAUAUCUCUUAUUGCGUCACGAGAUUCAUCACAGGCUUUGGCGCAAUGGGCCUUUUUAUGGUUCCAUUCAAUUUGGCCGUCGAGCUUUCUGGUGCCCGGACCAAAACCUUGAUCGGCAACAUGGCUCAGAUCCCAUUUGCCAUUGGAGAGGCUCUCGUCUGCCUGAUUGCAUACCUUUUUCGGGAUUGGAGGCUGUUCUCCAUCAUGUCCUCCGCACCCUUUGCUAUUUUUCUGGUCAUAUGGUUUAUCCUGCCCGAAUCACCUCGUUGGCUUAUCACCAAAGGCAGGUAUAAGGAGGUGCAGAGAAUCGCCAAACAAGCUGCCAGAUGGAACAAGAAAGAAAUUCCUAAAGAGCUGUUGGAGAUUCCCGUUCAAGAGAUCACUGAAAAGUGCAGUGUUGCCUCCUUGAAAAAGAAGGAAUUGGGAAUGGCAGAUCUGUUCAAGGGUGGCCCGAUCACGCGAAACACAAUCCUGCUCUUUAUCAUCUGGAUCGUCAUCACCCUGGGAUAUUACGGAAUUAGUAUGAAUACUGGAAACCUCGGUUCGGACAUCUUUGUCAGCUUAACCCUCAUCAGUCUCAUUGAGAUUCCAUCCUAUGUUGUGUGCAUUUUCAUCAUGGACCAUUUGGGCCGGAAGCCAACCUUAACCAUCUCGUUAUUUCUCACUGGGAUUGCUUGCAUUGCCGCAGGAUUCAUGGAUGAUGGCGGGGGUAAAACUGCUCUGGCACUGAUUGGAAAAUUUGGAGCCUCUGCCGGAUUUUCCGUUGUCUAUCUCUUCACUACCGAGCUCUACCCGACUGAGAUCCGAAACACUGGGCUUGGAUUUUGUUGCAUGUUCGCCAGAUUGGGUGGAAUUGCUGCUCCUCAAGUUGCCAUCUAUCUCCCGAAAGUGGCGUUUCCUGCACUUCCGUUGCUUCUUAUGGGAGGUUGCGCAAUUUUGGGCGGCGUUCUUACGUUACUCCUUCCUGAGACCUUGGGAUCGCCGUUGAUUGAGAGCAUUGGAGAGUUGAAAGGCCUGGGUGACACUUCCAAGCCCUUCUUCAGUUGGUGGAGCAUAUCCAAGUUGGAGAAGCAUCUGGCCUCUCACUUACAUCAUGGAGUUCAUGAAUAAAUUCAAUUUCUCAUUUGCUUA
Molecule: messenger RNA, 1959 nt
Organism: Tigriopus californicus
Lineage: Eukaryota; Metazoa; Arthropoda; Copepoda; Harpacticoida; Harpacticidae
Product: organic cation transporter protein-like
Exons: 8
Coding region: 238-1938 (566 amino acids)
Biological process (GO): transmembrane transport
Cellular component (GO): membrane
Molecular function (GO): transmembrane transporter activity
Source: RefSeq, a predicted model, not a curated record